AUGACGAACAAGACGCUCAUAUUGAAGAAGAUCCCGACCGGUGUGCCAGUCGCAGGCGAGCAUCUAGUCGUCGAAGACCGCAGCUUCGAUGCCUCUGCGCCGGCACCCGCCGGCGGUGUAACGCUGGCGAUCUUGUACGCCUCGUUCGAUCCGUACCUACGCGGCAAGAUGCGCGACCCCACCAUCAAGUCGUACUCGCCCCCCUUCCUCGUCGGCGAGCCCAUCAGCAACAGCACAGUGGCUCGCGUGCUCAAGUCGGAUACGCCAGACUACACCCCCGGCGACCUGGUCCUCGCAUUCCUGCCCAUCGCCGAGUACGCGACGCUCAACGCCGAGUCGCUGCGUGCCAUCAGCACCAAGCUCAACAACCCUCACGGCCUCAAGGACCUUGGACUGUUCCUCGGCCCGCUCGGCAUGCCGGGGCUGACGGCGUGGUCGUCGUUCUACGAAAUCGGCCGCCCAAAGGCCGGCGAGACAAUCUUUGUCAGCAGCGCUGCGGGCGCCGUCGGCCAGGUCGUCGGCCAGAUCGCUAAGCGCGAGGGCCUGCGCGUCAUCGGCAGCGUCGGCAGCGACGAGAAGGUCAAGCUGGUCACGGAGCUCGGCUUCGACGGCGCCUUCAACUACAAGACAGAAAAGCCGAUUGACGCGCUGGCCCGGCUCGCGCCCGAGGGCAUCGACAUCUACUACGACAACGUCGGCGGCGAGCAGCUCGAGGCGGCGCUGGAGAAGCUGAACUUCUUCGGCCGCAUCGUCGAGUGCGGCCAGAUCGCCGGCUACAACACGCCCGUCGACCAGCGCUACCCGAUCCGCAACCUGUUCCACGUCGUCUCCAAGCGCCUCACCAUGCGCGGUUUUAUUGUGAGCGACCCCGGCAUGGGCCCUGUCUAUGCCAAGGACCACCAAGAGAAGCUGGGCCAGUGGCUCGCCGACGGCUCCGUCAAGGCCCAGCUCAGUGUCACCGAGGGCAUCGACAACGCCGCCGACGGCCUGAUCGGCAUGCUCCAGGGCAAGAACUUUGGCAAGGCUCUGGUCAAGAUUGCGAACGAGUAA
Molecule: messenger RNA, 1050 nt
Organism: Lasiosphaeria miniovina
Lineage: Eukaryota; Fungi; Ascomycota; Sordariomycetes; Sordariales; Lasiosphaeriaceae
Exons: 1
Coding region: 1-1050 (349 amino acids)
Molecular function (GO): oxidoreductase activity, acting on the CH-CH group of donors, NAD or NADP as acceptor
Source: RefSeq, a predicted model, not a curated record